Messenger RNA from Triplophysa rosa, 2690 nucleotides. RefSeq names its product E3 ubiquitin-protein ligase RBBP6-like. NCBI's taxonomy places the organism in Eukaryota, Metazoa, Chordata, Actinopteri, Cypriniformes, Nemacheilidae. The transcript has 11 exons. Gene Ontology annotation, biological process: protein ubiquitination; ubiquitin-dependent protein catabolic process; mRNA processing. Gene Ontology annotation, cellular component: nucleus. The record is from RefSeq and is a predicted model, not a curated record. The coding region runs from base 1601 to 1918 and encodes 105 amino acids. Gene Ontology annotation, molecular function: zinc ion binding; ubiquitin protein ligase activity.
CUUAAUCAGAAGCUAGAAAUGCCAAAACGACGACAAAAUGGAAUUGUCUUCAAAACAUUUGGAAAGCUUUUACAGUCCAGAAAAACAAGCAUGUCUUUUGAGGAUAUUUUCAAGCACAUCCAAGAGCUUCAGAAGUCAUUGUCUGAUCAGAAAACGGGGGAAUGUCUUCUGCAAGACAACAAGUUCUGGGCAGAACUCUGCACAGUUUUGGUUGUACCAAAUACAUCCCCAAAUAGAUAUCAACUAAAAAGGGCAUACAAAGAUGAAAAUAUGAAAAAGGUCCAAACGGAGGAAGAUGGAAAGGAAGAUGCACCAGAGACUGAAGGUGCACAAGAUGAAGAAUUUACUGAGUGAUUUUCAAAAGGAAGAUGAAAAAGAACAUACUAAGAAGAAGGACAUUGUAAAAGAUGAGGAUAUUUGAAAGCAGAAGAGGGAAAUAAAGAAUCAGACAAACCCAAAGAGUUUGGGCAGGACAAAGUAAAGAACGUGGACUCAAAGGAGGUGAAGACAGUGCUAAAAGAGGACGAUGGAGAGAAAGAUGCACAAGGGGUCGAAGGCGCAAAGGAGGAAGAAGUUACACAAGAGAUGACUACAUUUAAAAAGGAUGAUGAAAAAGAACACAUGAGCGAGAAGGACUUAAUACAGGAGGAGGAAGAUUUAACAGUGGACUCUGCACAGGAAAUGAAAAAUGGCCUGCAGGAGGAAGAUGUAAGUGAUAAGAUGAUAGUAUUUACUUUUAAACUUGUAUACUGUAUACCACCAGUAUGCUGUUUUAGAAAACGACCAGAGUUGUUGAAACACAAAUGAAAUGAUUUAAAAUGAGAAAUUAUAUGGAAUUCUCUUAUGCUUAUUCUUUUGUGGGUCCACAACUAAGAUCCAAUGGUGGAUGACAGUGACAGUUGGAGUGACACCGAUGAUGAUGUCAGACUUGACAAAGAAGAUGAAUUCUUUACAGAGAGUGUUCCUGCACCACCUUCUUUAUUUAUUCCUCAAACUGCCUGGAAAACACUAAGAAAAAAACUAAAAAAUGAUCACUUUAAGGGAUUGCAGUGCACUGCACCCCUCGACAAAAAAGGGGAUCCUAAUCUGUACUACACUGAGACAUUCAUCUCCUCAUUGACUGCAUACUUCUUGCCUCAUGCAGCUCUUUGGACAAGCAUGAUGCUGGGUCAGUUACACUUUUUGUGAUUAAAAGAGUCACUCAGGGAAGGGCUGGGCGAUAUAUAUCGCGGUUCACGAUAAUUAUAUGUGUCUAAAUCGAUUCUGAAAUCGAUUCGAUUUUUUAUGCGCAGCUCUUCCGUGAACUAUGGCUCUUUGAUCAGUAGGAAGUACUGCUCGAUCUAAAAUCACUACGAGAUUGAGUCGUUUAUAAGGUACAUUUGAAAAAGCACUCGUCAAACAUCAUCACUAUAAAUAUACUUUAUUAUCAUGAAAAUACCUGAAAAGGUUUGAAGAACAGAUUUAGAAUAUGACCAGUGGCAUUUCCUGGAACUAAUUGUUCUUCUUCUGUUUCUCGUAUUCGGAGUUUCUGCGCAAGAGCGCCCUCUGGCUUUCGGAUGUGGCGGCAUUUAACCGGGCAUCAGAACGCAGCCGAGUCAACAUGCCGUGUGUUCAUUAUAAGUUUUUCAGUAAACUUACACACGACACGGUGAUCUUUGAUGGCCUUCACAUCACUCUCGGAGAUUUGAAACGCCAAAUCAUGAGACGAGAGAAACUGAAGCGCUGCGAUCUGAGCAUCACAAACGACCAAACCAACGAAGAAUACACUGAUGAUGCGGGCAUCAUCCCCAGUUACACCAUGGUGACCGUCAGACGAAUCCCUGGAACUGGGGUAAAAUCCACAUAUGACAGACAUGCCAAUAAGUGGUCUGAACCAUCAAGUGGAUCUUCAAAAGCAGUAUGUAAACAAAAGUGUUGACUCGGUUGUUUACAUUGUACUGUAUGAUCUCUUUAAUCUGGUCAGAGUUGACCGUGAAGAAGCCUGGAACAAUAGGCCCACAUGCAAUUUUACUAUACGAUUCACAGCACGUGAACAGGUCAUCGUUGUCACUUGAGCAGCUUUUCAAGACUGAGAAUCUGGCUGAGGCCAACGCAUCAGAGGAGGACAAAAUCAAAGCUGUCAUGUUCCAGUCCAGCCGCUGUUACUAUUCUACGAAGUGAGUAUAAUAACAUUCACAUCAUGAGCAGAAUUUUCAAGUGCACUCUAUCAUGACUCUCAUCGCUUACCAGUGAAGCGCUCAAGCUGGUUGGAGGCCUUCCACCAAACUAUGUGUGCCGUAUCUGUGGCAUCCCUGGGCAUCACAUCAGAAACUGCCCAAAGUCACGGGAUUCAACUUUUGUUGGGGGUAAGCGCAUUCGGAGAAGCGCAGGAAUUCCUGUCAGCUUCCUAAUGGAGGUGGAUGACCCCAACAUGAAGGGAGUGAUGCUGAGCAGCAGCGGAAAGCAUGUCAUUCCCAUUAUUAAUGCUGAGGUUUACGCAUCUCAGAAGAAAGACCGUCCACCUUUCAUACCCCAGAACGAGUCCUCGUCAUUGACCUCUUCUGAACCUCGGAGCUCUCGCACCAAUUUACCAUCUGAUGCUGUCAUCAACACUCACAACACAACCCAAUCAAAUAUUCAAGGAGUUAUAUCCAGAUAUUUGAAAUAUGCACCAGAAAGGAUGGGUGGUGGUGGCCGUAAGAAAGCAAUAA